Hordeum vulgare subsp. vulgare (domesticated barley) is the source of this 371-nucleotide messenger RNA. RefSeq lists its product as uncharacterized. Bases 39 to 371 code for a protein of 110 amino acids. NCBI's taxonomy places the organism in Eukaryota, Viridiplantae, Streptophyta, Magnoliopsida, Poales, Poaceae. The transcript is spliced from 2 exons. The record is from RefSeq and is a predicted model, not a curated record.
CCCAUCCUUCCUUGGCGUCGGCAGCAUUUGCAUCUGCAAUGGCCAACCACGGAGUCGCCGCUCUCCUGAUCGCGUCCCUUCUCGUGGCCGCGGUCACCCUCGCCGACGCGAGGGUCACCCUGCAGGUGCAGCGCCACAGCAUUAGCGGAGGUACGCCCAUGUCAACCGAUCAGCAGCAUCCAGUUGAUCUGCAUGCGGUGCCUGCGCUGACGUGCAGCCAGGUGAACGCGGUGCAGGCGGGCGACACUUGCUCCUCCAUCGCGGAGAGCGGCGGUCUGACCCAGGACCAGUUCCUGGGCUUCAACCCCAACAUCAACUGCGUCAAGAUCUUCCUCGGCCAGUGGGUCUGCCUCGACGCAUCGGCUGCUUAA